AUGUCUGGCACAAAAACCUUCAACCACAACUAUAUUAAUAACCUAUCCAGAAUAUUGUACCACAACACAUCCAAGGUCAGAAUACUGUACCACAACACAUCCAAGGUCAGAAUACUGUACCACAACCCAUCCAAGGACAGAAUAUACUGUACAAUAACCCAUCCAAGGUCAGAAUACUGUACAACAACCCAUCCAAGGUCAGAAUACUGUACCACAACACAUCCAAGGACAGAAUACUGUACCAUAACACAUCCAAGGUCAGAAUACUGUACCACAACACAUCCAAGGUCAGAAUACUGUACCACAACCCAUCCAAGGUCAGAAUACUGUACCACAACCCAUCCAAGGACAGAAUACUGUACCACAACCCAUCCAAGGAUAGAAUACUGUACCACAACCCAUCCAAGGACAGACUACUGUACCACAACCCAUCCAAGGACAGAAUACUGUCCCACAACCCAUCCAAGGACAGAAUACUGUACCACAACCCAUCCAAGGACACAAUACUGUACCACAACCCAUCCAAGGACACAAUACUGUAUCACAACCCAUCCAAGGACACAAUACUGUACCACAACCCAUCCAAGGACACAAUACUGUACAACAACCCAUCCAAGGACAGAAUACUGUACCACAACCCAUCCAAGGACAGAAUACUGUACAACACAUCCAAGGUCAGAAUACUGUACCACAACCCAUCCAAGGACAGAAUACUGUACAACAACCCAUCCAAGGACAGAAUACUGUACCACAACCCAUCCAAGGACAGAAUACUGUACCACAACCCAUCCAAGGACAGAAUACUGUACAACAACCCAACCAAGGUCAGAAUACUGUACCACAACCCAUCCAAGGACAGAAUACUGUACCACAACCCAUCCAAGGACAGAAAACUGUACAACCCAUCCAAGGACAGAAUACUGUACCACAAUUCAUCCAAGGACAGAAUACUGUACCAUAACACAUCCCAGGACAGAAUACUGUACCACAACCCAUCCAAGGACAGAAUACUGUACCACAACCCAUCCAAGGACAAAAUACUGUACCACAACCCAUCCAAGGACAGAAUACUGUACCACAACCCAUCCAAGGACAGAAUACUGUACCACAACCCAUCCAAGGACAGAAUACUGUACCACAACCCAUCCAAGGACAGAAUACUGUACCACAACCCAUCCAAAGACAGAAUACUGUAAAAUAACCCAUCCAAGGUCAGAAUACCGUACAACAAUUCAUCCAAGGACAGAAUACUGUACCACAACCCAUCCAAAGACAGAAUACUGUAAAAUAACCCAUCCAAGGUCAGAAUACCGUACAACAACCCAUCCAAGGUCAGAAUACUGUACCAUAACUCAUCCAAGGACAGAAUACUGUACCAUAACACAUCCAAGGUCAGAAUACUGUACCACAACACAUCCAAGGUCAGAAUACUGUACCACAACCCAUCCAAGGUCAGAAUACUGUACCACAACCCAUCCAAGGACAGAAUACUGUACCACAACCCAUCCAAGGACAGAAUACUGUACCAUAACCCAUCCAAGGACAGAAUACUGUACCACAACCCAUCCAAGGUCAGAAUACUGUACCACAACCCAUCCAAGGACAGAAUACUGUACCACAACCCAUCCAAGGACAGAAUACUGUACCACAACACAUCCAAGGACAGAAUACUGUACCACAACACAUCCAAGGACAGAAUACUGUAUCACAACCCAUCCAAUGACAGAAUACUGUACCACAACCCAUCCAAGGACAGAAUACUGUACCACAACACAUCCAAGGACAGAAUACUGUAUCACAACCCAUCCAAUGACAGAAUACUGUACCACAACACAUCCAAGGACAGAAUACUGUACCAUAACCCAUCCAAGGACAGAAUACUGUACCAUAACCCAUCCAAGGACAGAAUACUGUACCACAACACAUCCAAGGACAGACUACUGUAUCACAACCCAUCCAAUGACAGAAUACUGUACCACAACCCAUCCAAAGACAGAAUACUGUAAAAUAACCCAUCCAAGGUCAGAAUACUGUACAACAACCCAUCCAAGGUCAGAAUACUGUACCAUAACUCAUCCAAGGACAGAAUACUGUACCACAACCCAUCCAAGGACAGAAUACUGUACCACAACCCAUCCAAGGUCAGAAUACUGUACCACAGCCCAUCCAAGGACAGAAUACUGUACCACAACCCAUCCAAGGACAGAAUACUGUACCACAACCCAUCCAAGGACAGAAUACUGUACAACAACCCAUCCAAGGACAGAAUACUGUACAACAACCCAUCCAAGGACAGAAUACUGUACCACAACCCAUCCAAGGACAGAAUACUGUACCACAACCCAUCCAAGGACAGAAUAUUGUACCACAACCCAUCCAAGGACAGAAUACUGUGCCACAACCCAUCCAAGGACAGAAUACUGUACCACAACCCAUCCAAGGACAGAAUACUGUACAACAACCUAUCCAAAGACAGAAUACUGUACCACAACCCAUCCAAGGACAGAAUACUGUACCACAACCCAUCCAAGGUCAGAAUACUGUACAAUAACCCAUCCAAGGACAGAAUACUGUACCACAACCCAUCCAAGGUCAGAAUACUGUACCAUAACACAUCCAAGGACAGAAUACUGUACCACAACCCAUCCAAGGUCAGAAUACUGUACCACAACCCAUCCAAGGACAGAAUACUGUACAAUAACACAUCCAAGGACAGAAUACUGUACCAUAACCCAUCCAAGGUCAGAAUACUGUACCACAACCCAUCCAAGGUCAGAAUACUGUACCACAACCACUCCAAGCACAGAAUACUGUACCACAACCACUCCAAGGGAAAAAAACUGUACCACAACCCAUCCAAGGUCAGAAUACUGUACCACAACCCAUCCAAGGUCAGAAUACUGUACCACAACCCAUCCAAGGACAGAAUACUGUACCACAACCCAUCCAAGGUCAGAAUACUGUACCACAACCCAUCCAAGGACACAAUACUGUACCACAACCCAUCCAAGGACACAAUACUGUACCACAACCCAUCCAAGGACAUAA
Molecule: messenger RNA, 3048 nt
Organism: Pecten maximus
Lineage: Eukaryota; Metazoa; Mollusca; Bivalvia; Pectinida; Pectinidae
Product: adhesive plaque matrix protein-like
Exons: 1
Coding region: 1-3048 (1015 amino acids)
Source: RefSeq, a predicted model, not a curated record